This is a messenger RNA of Rosa rugosa (rugosa rose), 2099 nucleotides long. Its product is annotated as mitochondrial import inner membrane translocase subunit TIM44-2-like. The record is from RefSeq and is a predicted model, not a curated record. Bases 458 to 1909 code for a protein of 483 amino acids. Gene Ontology annotation, cellular component: mitochondrial inner membrane. The transcript has 14 exons. Gene Ontology annotation, biological process: protein import into mitochondrial matrix. Gene Ontology annotation, molecular function: protein-folding chaperone binding. NCBI's taxonomy places the organism in Eukaryota, Viridiplantae, Streptophyta, Magnoliopsida, Rosales, Rosaceae.
CCAUGGUGGGCAUUUAACAGAAAAAAACAUUAGCAUUAGGCCCUUUGGGCUCUUUUAACUCCCAGUUUCUGCUCUAGGAUUCGAAAACCAUAAACCCUAGAGUGAGUCUGGUGUCAAGGGCUUUUCGGGGGUUUGUAAACUGUGAAGCACACGUUUCCCUUGUUUGGUCCUCCUUUUCUUUCUUCCCAAGUAUGAAAACUGGAUAUUAUUAAUUCCCAGACCCGUCCUGGACAAACAAAAUCCUUACGAAAUUGGCGUCGGUAACAUUGCCUCCUAGCCUGUAUGAUGAUCUUAGUAAGCCUCUAUUUGGAGACACACGCAUCCGAAUAAGCAAGACCAAGAAAGACAUGGGAAUCUCACAGGAAUGAGUCACACGUCUAGCACAAACUAACCCACAAGCGGAAGCUGAAUCAGUUGCAGGCUGCUCUGAAAAAAAGACCGGGUUUUUUUUGGACUCAUGGCGGCUAGAAAGCUUGUUCGAGAUUUGUUCCUCCACAGACAACCCCUUCUUCUUCUUCAGUCUCAACAACAGGUUUCAGGCGCGAAAAUUCGAUUGCUUUCGGCAAAUGGGUAUUGGGGAAAUCGUCGAUUCAGUGUCUUCAAUGAGUUUUCGAAGCAGGUCAAGGAGGAAACCAAUAAGAAUCAACAAUUUAAAAAGACGGUCAAGGAACUGAAGGAGCAAGUGGAAGAGCUCAAGGGGGUGAAAGAAGAUCUGAAAGUUAGAACGAAGCAGACAACGGAGCAGCUGUACAAGCAGGUGGAUGGUGUUUGGACAGAGGCUGAAGCAGCAGCAAAGAAGGUCUCUGCAAAUGUAAAAGAGAAGAUCUCGGCUGCCACAGAAGAGGUCAAAGGAUCUUUUGGAAUUGGGAAAGAGCAGGCUUCAGGGCCUUCUGGUACUUCAGCUGAUCAUGUUGCUGAUGAAAAAGAUGGAAGCAAGGCCUCGUCCACCGAAGAUAAACACCAGCACUCAGGGUCUAGUGAUACUGCAGAAACAUUAUUUGGAAAAUUUAGGUCAAGGGUUUCUUCAUCAAAUGUUUCCUCUGUCUUUCAUAGAUUCAAGGAAGCAAAGUUUGUUGACAUGGCCAAAAAAGGAUAUGAGAUUGUAAAGGAUGAGUUAAAUGGUAGUCCAAGUAAGAAAAAGCAUCUAGGGUUUGACCCUUCUUCCAUCCCACGAGUUGAAAGAAGUGCAACAAGCGCCAUUUCUAUUGUACCCACCAAACAAUCUCGUUGGAGCAAAAAGUGGGAGUCUUUCAGAAUGAAGAUGCAAGGGAAUCCUCUAUUCAAGCGUAUCAGUGGGAUAAGUGAACCUGUUAAAAUAAAAAGUGAAGAGAUCAUUGAUGACAUGAAGGAACGCUGGGAAACUACUGAUAGCCCAAUAGUUCACAAAAUUCAGGAUAUCAAUGAAGCUAUUUUUCAAGAAACAAAUGCUGCAGCAUCAAUCAAGGAGAUCCAUGCCCGAGAUCCAUCUUUCUCUUUACCAGAUUUUGUGGUAGAAGUUCAGAAUGCGGUCAAACCUGUGUUAAAUGCUUACAUGAAGGGAGAUAUUGAAACAUUGAAGAAGUACUGUGCUAAUGAGGUGAUUGAGCGGUGUAAAGCCGAGCGUCAGGCUUUUCAAAGCCAUGGCAUCUUUUUUGAUAACAAGAUUCUACAUAUAUCUGAGGUGGAUGUAAAAGAAACCAAACUGUUGGGAGACUCUCCGAUAAUCAUUGUAACGUUCAAAACACAGCAAGUCUAUUGUGUACGUGAUAAAAAUGGUGCAAUAACAGAAGGCAGCCAGGAUACGAUCCAAACCGUGUACUACGCCUGGGCCAUGCAACCUUGGGAUCCUGAAGAACUUCCUGAAGGUGCUCUUUUUCCCAUAUGGAGAGUGAGAGAGAUGCAACAAUUUGGAAUUCAAGCCCUCAUUUAGUUCUUUACAUAAACGCUGAUCUUAACCGAUGGAUGUUGUAUCAUUUUUAUUUUCCUGUGCCAUCUCAACUUCUCUGGGUUUUGUGAUUCACUGCCAGGAAAUUUUGUAGUAUAUUAUUUUAGUAUGAUCAAUUCAAUGUAGUUCUUUACAGAGAGCAUAAGCAAAUCUAAAUUCCUCCAAAUUUCAUUUU